UUGACAGUGAAAACAAAGGGCUUUCACUGUUGAUCCCAACUAUAUUAGAGCAGUAAGUUCAGAAUAGAUAUAUUCUUUUAUUGUAUUUUAUUCUACCUACUAUUUUAACCACCAUCCAAAGCUCUCUUGAGCUUUUUAAACAUAAAACAGCAACUGGCUUUGUAAAGUGUAGUACACAGCUUUAAGCAAUUCAUUAGUAUUCAGGCUUCACUGUUCAAAACAACUCAGAGAAGGAGGCUUCUAUUAAAUAGUGUCUCUACAAACACAGUCUCGACCUCCAGUUCUUCAUAGCAAGUACCUGUCUCUCCAAAUGGAUCAGAAGCUGGAUAUCUUCAGGAGGGAGUUAGUGGAUGUUCAAGGUGUCCCUCUUUUCUGGAGCAUUGCUGAGCAGUGGUCCCAAGUGGAGUCAUUUGAGGCCCGGCCUGACGAUCUUUUGAUCUCCACCUAUCCCAAAUCUGGGACAACCUGGAUCAGCGAAAUACUGGAUUUGAUCUAUAACAACGGGGAUGCAGAGAAGUGUAAACGGGAUGCAAUCUAUAAACGAGUGCCUUUCAUGGAGCUUAUAAUUCCUGGACUGUCAAAUGGUAUUGAACUGUUGGAAAGCAUGCCGUCUCCUCGGCUGGUGAAAACUCAUCUACCUGUUCAACUUCUUCCUUCCUCAUUUUGGAAAAAUGACUGCAAGAUGGUCUAUGUGGCACGGAAUGCCAAAGACGUGGCUGUUUCUUACUAUUAUUUCUACCAAAUGGCAAAAAUACACCCAGAGCCUGGCACCUGGGAGGAGUUCCUUGAUAAAUUCAUGGCUGGGCAAGUGGGUUUCGGUUCCUGGUAUGAUCAUGUGAAGGGCUGGUGGGAGAAAAGAAAAGAUUACCGUAUCCUUUAUCUGUUUUAUGAAGAUAUGAAAGAAGAUCCAAUGUGUGAAAUUAAAAAAUUAUUAAAGUUUCUAGAGAAAGACCUACCAGAAGAAAUUGUAAAUGAAAUCCUCUAUCACAGCUCUUUCAAUGUAAUGAAGGAGAAUCCUAGUGCAAAUUACAGCACCAUGAAGAAAGAAGAGAUGGACCAUUCUGUGUCUCCAUUCAUGAGAAAAGGCAUUUCAGGUGACUGGAAGAAUCAGUUCACUGUAGCCCAGUAUGAGAAAUUUGAAGAAGAUUAUGUCAAGAAAAUGGCAGAGUCAACACUUAAGUUUAGGUCAGAGAUCUAGGAAGUAUUUGCUUCUUAAUCUCCUUUGGCUGGCACUAAAAUUAGAGUGAAAAAAGCACAUUCAUGGAUUAUUGAAAUAAAACAUAAUAUAUGAUUUUUCUGCAUUUACAAAGAUUCAUGGUCUACAGACCAAACUUACUAAUAUCAAGGAAUAAUUCUCUCCUAGUUCUAUUCCUUACAGAUAGGUUCAUACAAUAGUUUUCCUCUCACUUUCUCUUAUUAAAAGAAUACAAUUUUAAGAGGCCUAACAACACAGUAUGUUUCCAGUUUCAGUUACUAAUAGCUUCCUGACUCUCUGUACAUGGUCUUCUUUCUCUUGGGACAUAGGUUUCUAAAUGAUGUUGUUUGUAUCCAUGGUUAGGUACCCCCUAGACAAAGGCUACAUUUCAUAAACUUUAAUUAUUCAAUUUAAUCUGGUGUUACUUUAGUUAUUAAGACAUCAUGUCUUUAACAUUGCCAAAUUAUUCAAAUUUAUAAUGUCAGAAUAUCCUAUUUCCACUUAUGGUUAGUUUAGGAAUAUUACAUUUAAAUGAACAAAUCAAUAGCAGGUAUUUUAUAGGAUUUAAAGCAAGGAAAAUUAGAGAGCUAUUUAUUUUUAUUCUUCAUGUCAUAUACUGAAGCUAUUGUAAAAUUUAUUGCAGAAAAUAUUGAGGUGUGUUAAAAAACUUCAAAUGGCUUUUCUAUCAUCUACAGUAUGUCUGAUUAGCAUCACUUCUGAGAUGAAAACUCUGUACAAUUACUUUCAGUAAUCUUCCUUCUUCUCGACUGGCUUUUGGAUCACAUUAGGGUCAUUUUGCUAUCGCCCCUUCUGAAAUUAAUCAUUCCUAAGUGAGAUAAAUACUUAUUUUUGAACUAUUAAAAGACAUGAAUUUAAGAUACUUUGAAUUUGUCUCCAGGAACUAAUGUUCAGUGAAAAGGGGAAACUGAAAUAUAGAUGGAUGAAUUACUGCAUGAUUCCAUUCAAUACAUAAUACUCUUGACAUAAGAAAAUUGAUGAGAUGUCCCUUGCUGGGCUGGGUGUGGCAGGAGGACGUGAGCAAGUAUGCAGAGGAGAGAUGGGAGAGAAAGGAGCAGGCAAAUAUGUCGUGAGAGAUGGGAGAGAAAAAGAAGUUGAGUGGUCAGUGCACCGUGAAGAGAGGUGGAACUAGAGGUGCUACAGAAGUGAGAAUCACCCUGAUAUAAAGCCCUGUAUAGCCACAUGAAACUAUGUUGAUGACUGGGCCUCUGCUAUGGCCCAGGGCUGUGUCUGGAUCCGUGGUCCUGACGCAUCCGGGUCUGUGUUGAUGUUGGUGGCCUCUACUAUCACUGAAGACGAUGAGGCUGUCGGGGGUCUGUAUUGCAGCCACCCUGAGCUGGCUCCAUUCUCCAGCAGCCACCACCUGGUGGUACCAGUGUUGACAUGGCCUUGGUAGAAUUGGCCCCAAGAGCAUGGGUGCAGGAGAGUCGGACCUACCCCUUGCAGGGGCAACAUGGGAGAGCUGCCCCCACCCAGUGCAGCUGAUGCACUCAGGAGUGGGGUCCGACUCCUUUCCCGGGCAGAGCAAGAGAACUGGCCCUAGUAGCAUGAGAGCUGGAGAGCAGGCCCUGAUGCUGUGGUCAUGGGAGAGCUGGCCUCACCUCUAGCCUGCUCCUGCCAUGAGCGGGGAGAGCUGGUCCUUCUCCUUGCUGGCUGAUGCAGAUGGGAGAGCUGGCCCCAUCCCUUGCCCAGGGGUGAGGGAAAGCUGGCCCCAGAGGCAUGGACUUGGGAGAGUGGGAGAUCUUGUCGUGACCCUCACCUGGCCAGAGGUGGAGCCAGCUAUGGUGGUGUGGACAUGGGAAAGCUGGCAGACUGACCAACUCAGCGAUCAUCCAGACCCUGACCCGAAACUUUGAGUUGGUCCACGCCAACGUCUUCUCCAUCUAGGAGCUGCUGCAGGGCAUGAAGGGGCUGGCCCCGCAUAUCCAUAGCUGCAGGAUCCCCCAUGACUCAGAGCAACAGCAGGCUAUCUGCGAGUCUCUUUGAGGGUGCAUAUUGACACUGUAGCAGAAGUCAGAGUCCUUUAACUAGCCUAAUGACUCAUUGUAAUAAAUAUUUGCAAGUAAAGCUGUUUGGGCUGAUUGGGCAAAAGGGCAUACUGAAUGACACCCCACAACCUCCAAUGCCUCCACGAUGAACAGAUAGGAGAAGGAGAUGUGGAAAAGACAGAGGAGUGGAAUGGUACAUGCACAGAAUCCUGGGCUUGAUAGAGGAUCAAUCGUUGCCCAGAGGGUUUGAUGAGAUUUUUUUUUGUUAUUGUUGUUUGUUUGUUUUUGUUUUUAACGUGUUGGGGAUGGGGCAACAAGGUUGGAGAGUGGACAUGGAAGGCCUGGGAAAUGUGGGAUUCGGGUGCAUAAUGUGAAAUACCCAAAGAUACAAAAAAAUUAUGUUUAAAGAAAGAUGGAAAAAAAGCAAUCAAUUCAUAUUUAACUUACAAAAAUAAAUAAAUAAUUAAGCACAAAUAAAGUAACAAAACUAUACCUAAAAAAAGAAAUUUAAUGAAGAACCUGAAGGGACUUGGGAGGAGCCCAAAAACCACAACCUGGACAAUAUUAAAGUUGGACAAGCUAGUCUGUAAUAGAUUAAUAUCCUGGUACUAAUAGUAAUAGGUUUACCAGAUGUCACCAUUGGAGAAAAUGUAUUAAAGUUAUGAUUUCUUACCACUCCAUGUUGAUUAUCUUAAAUUUUACCAUUAUGUUAAAUGAAUGUCUUACUAAUUUU
Peromyscus maniculatus bairdii (prairie deer mouse) is the source of this 3934-nucleotide messenger RNA. RefSeq names its product sulfotransferase 1 family member D1. Lineage: Eukaryota; Metazoa; Chordata; Mammalia; Rodentia; Cricetidae. Gene Ontology annotation, molecular function: sulfotransferase activity. The record is from RefSeq and is a predicted model, not a curated record.